Molecule: messenger RNA, 1278 nt
Organism: Aureobasidium melanogenum CBS 110374
Lineage: Eukaryota; Fungi; Ascomycota; Dothideomycetes; Dothideales; Saccotheciaceae
Exons: 1
Coding region: 1-1278 (425 amino acids)
Source: RefSeq, a predicted model, not a curated record
AUGCCUGUCAGGCGUGCUACUCCAGUCGUUCAACCAUCAAGGCGCAAGUCUUCCAAGUCUGCUACUCAAGAUGCUUCGCCAGACUAUGUUCAGUAUGCCUGGCCAAAUGUUGUGCUUCCACUGCUCAGAUAUGUCCUGUCUGUCUUCUCGAUUGCUGCACAUGCCCUCAAGCCUCUUCUUGGCUAUACUUUGAUUGUACUUCUCAUGGCAGUUGGUAUGGGUGUCGCCAAGACUAUGGUGGUACAUAGCGUCACCAAUGCUCUAUCACCACUGUGCAAUAUUCCAGGAGCUGGCUAUUUCAACCUCCCCUUCUGCGACACUCGCCAUCAUGAUGGUCACAGAGGUCCCGUCGAGUUCGACAAGCUGGUCAUUACACAGUCAAAUUUCGAAGACAUCCUGGAAGCUUCUGUUCACCAAGCUGCUCUACCUCUGGCCAUGAAGAACUCUGAAUUGUCUAUUCGUGAUCUCCGUACAGUGGUCAGACACUCUAGCUUGGGUUCACGCAAUGAGCUUGUCAACGAGUUCGAUGGCUUCAUCGAGACAGCUCGCCAAGCCAGUGACGGUCUGUCGCAGUUCAACUCGAGAAUUUCGCGAGCUUUGGACGGUAUACUCUCUGCCAACCGCUGGACCAUGAAAGUAUUGCAAGGCAUCGAAGCCACGCCCGACUCCGAAGGCAUCAUUCCUCGCUUCUUCUCACAGUACCUGUCUCUGGCUACACCCCAAUACUCCCCUGAAGAUGUGAUCUACGAUCAGUACAUCCGUCACACCUCCGAAGUCGAAGAGCAGAUUCAAGUCUGCAUCUUGGAAGCCAACACCCUCCUCGAGGUCCUUGAAAACCUCGAUGAUCGUCUUCAUCAAAUCCAGGAUAUCGCCCAUCGGGAAGACCUCAAAGUCGGAGAUGCCAAAGCCGAGCUACUAGGCCUUCUCUGGACCAAACUUGGCGGCAACAGGGGCCCACUGGCCAAACAAGAGCAACAACUCGCAACCUUGAAUGAUGUUAGCAGAUACCGCAAGACUGCCAUGCAGCAUGUCAUCUCAACACUCGUCAAACUCAAGGAUAUCGAGAACAAUCUGAGCCAACUCAGGGAUGAUGUUGCUGCACCCACAAUCGUAGACAGGAAGAGAAUGCCUUUGGAGAUGCAUAUCGAUCUGAUCAGCUCUGCUGUUGAUCGAUUGCAGACGGUUAGGGAUGAGGGACGCAAGGAGAAGGAGAAGAUGCUGCAGGGCACUCUUCACCAGAUCAAUGAGCAUGCUGCUGACAGAAGAAUUGCGCAGUAA